AUGACAGAUUAUUGGAUAAGCUCAAAAAAACAUUACUGUGAAACUUGUAAUUGCUGGAUAUCUGGACAUAAAGUAAAUAUAAAAAAUCAUGAAAAAAGUUUUAGACAUUUAGAAAAUUUUAAAAGAUUAAUUAAUGAAUCAUUUAAAAGAAAAGAAAAAGAAACUAAAGAGAAAAAAUUCAUUGAAGAAGAGUUAAGAAAACUAGAUAAUGUUGAAAAAAAUUAUCUUUCAGUUUUAAAAAAAAAUGAUAAAUUAACUCAAUUAGAUAAUUCCAUUGAUUUAAAUACAGUUAACUCUAGUAAUAAAGAUUAUCAAAAAUGGAUAUUAAUGAUACAUGAAGAUACAGGUUCUUUAGUUUUUUUUGAUAAAAUAAACAAUCAAUUAACUUAUGAAAAGCCAAAAGAUUUUUUUGAGAAAUUACCUGACUAUCAAACAUUUUCUGAGCAGAAUGGAUGGUUUAAAUAUUUUGAUUAUAAUUUUAAUAAUUUCUAUUAUUAUAAUAUUAAUAAUUCUGAAGUUAUAUGGCAAUAUUCUGUGAGCACCAUAAAUAACUUCAUUAACCUUAUAAAAAAAUAUGAAUGUUAUGAUAGAGAUAAAAAAUUAAAUAACACUAGAGAAAAUAUAAAACAAAAUAUUACAUCUGAUUAUUUAUGUAAUCAAAUAAAUUUAAAUAACAACAGUUAUUAUAAUCCUUAUCCUGUAAAUUUUAAUCAAAACAGUCAUUUCAUUUAUAAUAAUUUCAAUUUAUUAAACAUACAAGAAAAAAUUAAUUCACAAAAAAAUGAUAAUAUAGAAAUGACAGAAAAUAAAAAAGAAAAGGAAAAAAUACAUAUGAUUAUAAAUUCCUAUAAUAACAGUAAUAAUAACGAUUUGAAAAAUUUAGAUAAUACUUCUAAUAAUAAUGAUAUUAAUAAUUCUAGAAGAAGAAACAAUGAUUUUUUAUCUAACUCUUUUGAUAAGACUGAUGAGAAUAUUAGCAAAAUGAAAAAUAAAAUAGAUGAAAAAAUUGAAAAGAGUAAAACGGAGAUAGAAAAUGAGAAAUGUUAUAAUUUGAACCAAAUAAGUAUAACAAACAAAAAAAAUAAAAUGGAUGACAAAAUGUUAAUUGAUGAAAAACAAAUAGAAAGUAAUGCAGAUGUAGAAAAGAAAAAAAAAAUGAUUGAAAUUAAUUUUUCUUCCAAAAAAAAAAAUAACAUAUUUUCAAGCACAUAUGAUAAAAAGGAAAAAAUAGAAGAUAAAAAAAAAAAUGAAAAAAUUACAGAUUUUGAAAAUCAACAUGGAAAAAGUGAUAAAUGUAAAAAAAAUGAAUGUGAUGAAACUUCAAAACCAGGUGAAUGGCAAAAAGUUCAAAGUAAUGAGAUAAAUACAAUUUCGAAUGAAUGUAUUGAGGAUAUUUUUUAUAAUAUAAAAUCCACUGAAGAAAUAGAAGAAGAAAAUAUUGCACAUCUUCAAGAAAAUAUUCGUUAUGAAUAUUCUACAUGUAAUGAAUUUUAUGUUAAAAAAAAAGAAUUAGAAAAUGAAGAUUUAUAUUUAAAUCAAGAAUUUAGAUUUAUUAAUAAGCCAAUAUAUAAAAAAAAUAUUAAUAAAAAUCCUAAUAAAAAAGUAGAAUUUGCUAAAAGAAAUAUUAAAAUAACAAAAAAUAAAAAAGGAAUUUUAAAAUAA
This is a messenger RNA of Plasmodium gallinaceum, 1662 nucleotides long. Its product is annotated as U1 small nuclear ribonucleoprotein C, putative. NCBI's taxonomy places the organism in Eukaryota, Apicomplexa, Aconoidasida, Haemosporida, Plasmodiidae. The record is from RefSeq and is a predicted model, not a curated record. Gene Ontology annotation, biological process: mRNA splicing, via spliceosome. The transcript has a single exon. Gene Ontology annotation, molecular function: RNA binding; zinc ion binding. The coding region runs from base 1 to 1662 and encodes 553 amino acids. Gene Ontology annotation, cellular component: precatalytic spliceosome; nucleus.